AUGCCCAAAUCAAAACGAGCCAAGGUCGUCCACCUGACGCAGGUGACCAAGAAGACGCGCGAGCACAAGGAGCGCCUGUUCGAGAGCAUACGCGAGUGCAUCCCGCAGUACCAGCACUGCUUCGUCUUCGGCAUCGACAACAUGCGCAACACAUACCUCAAGACCGUGCGCCAGGAGCUGACCGAUAGCCGCCUCUUCUUCGGCAAGACCAAGCUCAUGUCGAAGGCACUAGGCCACAGCCCCGAAGACAGCUACGCCGACAACAUCUACAAGCUGACCCCCUACCUCAAGGGCACAGUCGGCCUAAUCUUCACAAACCAGUCACCCCAAGAAAUCCAGGCCUACUUCGCAGCGCUAUCGCACGUCGACUUCGCGCGCGCCGGCGCCGUCGCGCCCCGCGACUUCGUCAUCCCCUACGGCGUCGUGCACAGCACCGCCGGCGGGGUCCCCACCGAGCACGACGUGCCGCUCGGCCACACCGUCGAGCCCGAGCUGCGCCGCCUCGGCGUGCCGACGCGCAUGGUGAAAGGGCGAGUCGUGCUGGAGGAGCCGCCCGAGGGCGGCGAGGGGCUGAAGGAUGGCGGCAUCGUCGUCUGCCGCAAGGGCGACGUGCUCGAUUCGCGCCAGACGCGCCUGUUGAAGCUGUUUAGCGUCUGUCUGAGCGAGUUCAGGGUGAAGGUGUUGGCGUACUGGAGCGCGGCGAAUGGGGAGGUCACCGAGGUAGACGCGGAGGCUAUGGAGGGUGUCGAGGAUGCGGUGGUCGCGGACAGCGAGUAA
This is a messenger RNA of Anthostomella pinea, 777 nucleotides long. The record is from the annotation of a GenBank genome assembly. Lineage: Eukaryota; Fungi; Ascomycota; Sordariomycetes; Xylariales; Xylariaceae.